Messenger RNA from Cladophialophora carrionii CBS 160.54, 636 nucleotides. RefSeq lists its product as uncharacterized. Lineage: Eukaryota; Fungi; Ascomycota; Eurotiomycetes; Chaetothyriales; Herpotrichiellaceae. The coding region runs from base 1 to 636 and encodes 211 amino acids. The record is from RefSeq and is a predicted model, not a curated record. The transcript has 2 exons.
AUGUCGGGCGGUCUUCCAGCUGCUUCGAACCGUGCGCAUUUCGCCAUGCAAGAGGAGUUGGCGCGGCUCACGAACGCAUCAACCGCAGCUUUUUUCCUACGCAAUGCUGAUUACCCACAAGGCGAGGUCUUCCACAUCAUCCGCCCGGACCACAUCUCAUCUGCUCCCCCAGGGGCAAUCAAAAGACCCCAGUUCCCAGAAAAGAGACAGGCCGCACUACGGAUGCUGGAGCCGUGUAUCUUCUUUGCUAUCGAAGCCAACCGCAAGUGUCCACUUCAUCAAGACCCAGCACAGGCGAAUCCGAUCAACAACCGGCCUGAGGACUUUCUGGCCACCAGACAGCAGAAGGCAUUCUACGAGCACAUGUUGGAGCGAUCCAUGGUCUGUCACUGGCACGAUCUACCACCACCAUUACAAAGCCGUCCCGCCGCGUCGCACCGCGAUGGCUUUCAUCGUGAAACAACGCCCAAAGAUAUGAGUGAUGUCCAAAUGUUGGACAGCAUAAAGGAAGAGGACAUGCUGUCUGAGGGAAGUAUGGUAGACACGGCUGGAGAUUGCGAUUCCACGUGGGACGAUCGUUCCCGGUACACGGGAUUCGCCAUGUCCGAGCAUCCUCUGGCCACGAGGUCAAGGUAA